AUGGCGCGCAGCGUGUGCCACCAAGCACGUCGCUUUCGUCGUCGCAGUACGCAAGUUAUGGCUGAGGUGCCGUCGUCAGCGGAACCAGGGCCAGGACCGGUACCCGCCGCCCGCGUAUCAUGUCCUUGUCCCGUGGAUGUGCCACAGGUCCUCUGA
Molecule: messenger RNA, 156 nt
Organism: Cyanidioschyzon merolae strain 10D
Lineage: Eukaryota; Rhodophyta; Bangiophyceae; Cyanidiales; Cyanidiaceae
Exons: 1
Coding region: 1-156 (51 amino acids)
Source: RefSeq, a predicted model, not a curated record